Molecule: messenger RNA, 1642 nt
Organism: Habropoda laboriosa
Lineage: Eukaryota; Metazoa; Arthropoda; Insecta; Hymenoptera; Apidae
Gene: Snx27
Product: sorting nexin-27-like
Exons: 7
Coding region: 13-1614 (533 amino acids)
Biological process (GO): intracellular protein transport; signal transduction
Cellular component (GO): early endosome
Molecular function (GO): protein binding; phosphatidylinositol-3-phosphate binding
Source: RefSeq, a predicted model, not a curated record
UCAGAGAGUAAGAUGGCGGACUGCGAGUCGGAGGUGCAGCGCUUGCCAGCCGCGAACGAGGACGUAACGAGGAACGCGAAUGUGCCUCAGCAACCGGUGAAUCAAUCGAACGAUCCGAUCAGGCAGGGACCGAGAUGCGUGACCAUUUACAAAACCGAGACCGGUUUCGGGUUCAAUGUACGGGGUCAGGUCAGCGAGGGUGGACAACUAAGGAGCAUCAACGGGGAACUGUACGCGCCACUUCAGCAUGUCAGCGCCGUAUUACCCCGGGGUGCUGCCGAGAAAGCCGGUAUACGGAAAGGUGAUCGUAUACUCGAAGUAAACAAUGUGAACGUCGAGGGGGCCACCCAUAAGCAAGUGGUGGACCUGAUCAAAUCCGGUGGCGAUGUUCUCACGUUGACCGUCAUCUCUGUCACACCGCAGGAAGCGGAAAAGCUCGAGCCUUUCGAGGAUCUCAGCUACGCUUCGAUGGACUACAGCGAGAAGCGAUCUUUGCCCAUCAGCGUGCCGGAUUAUCACGUGCGCGAGAGGGAACACGAGCGUUACGUGGUGUUUAACGUUCACAUGGCAGGCAGGCAUUUGUGUUCUCGACGCUAUCGGGAAUUCGCUGCCCUGCAUAUGGCCCUCAAGAAGGAAUUCAUUGGCUUCGACUUCCCUAAGCUCCCUGGCAAAUGGCCAUUCCAAUUGAGUGAGCUGCAGCUCGAUGCAAGAAGGCGAGGGUUAGAGCAGUACUUGGAAAAGGUUUGCGCCGUGCGAGUUAUUGCUGAUAGCGAUAUCAUGCAGGAAUUCUUGUCCGAUAGACUCGAGGAAGACGGAGACCAAGGGCCAGCUGUAGAUUUAAAAAUACUCCUGCCUGAUCGCGAAGUUGUUACCGUUACAGUCGCUAAAGCUGCCACUGUCAGCGAUGUGUACGAUGCAGUUUGUAAUAGAGUAGGUUUAGAUACAGAUACAGCGAAACACUUUUAUCUCUUCGAGAUCGUCGAAUACAAUUUCGAACGGAAGCUGCAACCCCAUGAGCACCCUCACACUUUGUACGUUCAGAACUACUCUACCGCUAGCGUAACGUGUCUGGCGGUAAGAAGGUGGCUUUUCAAUCUAGACAGACCACUCAGCGACAAAGCGUUAACCUGGAUCUUCUGGCAGACUGUCGACGAAGUAAACAGAGGUCAUAUCACAGCCGGUGAAAGACUGUACCAGUUGAAAGCGUUGCAAGACGUGUCGAGGAAACAUGAGUACCUAAAAUUGGCAAAAGAAUUAAGUGGUUACGGCGAUAUCGUGUUUCCACAUUGCGCGUGCGACUCGAGGAAGAAAGGACAUCUCGUUCCCAUUGUAGGAGCAGCAGCGUUCAAGUUGCAAGGAGCGAAAGAGGACGGCACUUUGGAAUCCCAUGUGUUUGAACUUAAAUGGAACACCAUUAAACGAUGGGAAAUAGACGAAGAAGGAAUGGCGUUCUGCUUCCAGUAUACCCUUCAGGACUACCGUCCACUGCGUUGGCUUAAGCUCUUUACACCUUAUUACACGUUCCUGUCGGAUUGCUUCGAUCGAAUAGCCGAAGAGGCAACGGAGACGAUGGAGACGAAGAUCCAAGAGUUGUGGGGUAACGUUCGACGUUAAAGAAACGUGUUGGGUGCGUAAUAGCAAG